Molecule: messenger RNA, 1632 nt
Organism: Anarrhichthys ocellatus (wolf-eel)
Lineage: Eukaryota; Metazoa; Chordata; Actinopteri; Perciformes; Anarhichadidae
Product: pyruvate dehydrogenase E1 component subunit alpha, mitochondrial-like
Exons: 13
Coding region: 98-1453 (451 amino acids)
Biological process (GO): pyruvate decarboxylation to acetyl-CoA
Cellular component (GO): intracellular membrane-bounded organelle
Molecular function (GO): pyruvate dehydrogenase (acetyl-transferring) activity
Source: RefSeq, a predicted model, not a curated record
UCGUUUCUCACACGGACACUAACACGGAAGUAGCACUUUAGCAGCGACUAACAUCCGCUGUUCUAAUCCUUUAAGAGCCGGGUCUUCGUUCAGUAGCAUGAAAAACAUGUUGACCAUUAUCUCUAACGCACUUUGUAGGAUCACUGGCAGGAAUGUGGGAGCCCAAACAGUGUCCGAGUUGCUGGUUGACCUGUCAGAGUACGUCAGUGUAACCUCUCCGGCGGCGCCCGCCUUGGCUCAGACCCGGCGGCAACCACGCAAACCACCACCAGUCAGUCCUAGAGCGUUAGCUAGCGCCCAGACCGACCAGCCAGACCAGCUGGACGGACCAGGUGCCAGAGUCGUGGUUUCUCGCUCCUUCGCCGAUUUCACCUCACAGGCGACCUUUGACAUCAAGAAGUGCGACGCGCACCGUCUGGAGGAGGGUCCUCCGGUGCAGGCGGAGCUGACCCGGGAUCAGGGUCUGCAGUAUUACCGCGUCAUGCAGACCGUGAGGCGCAUGGAGCUCAAAGCCGAUCAGCUCUACAAGCAGAAGAUCAUCAGAGGCUUCUGUCACCUGUAUGACGGACAGGAAGCGUGUGCCGUCGGCAUCGAGGCCGCCAUCAACCCCUCGGAUCACCUGAUCACCGCCUACCGCGCCCACGGCUACACGUACACCCGCGGGAUCUCCGUCAAAGAGAUCCUGGCCGAGCUCACGGGUCGUAAAGGGGGCGUGGCCAAAGGAAAGGGGGGUUCGAUGCACAUGUACGCUCCACAUUUCUAUGGAGGAAACGGCAUCGUGGGCGCACAGGUUCCUCUGGGAGCCGGCAUUGCUCUGGCCUGCCAGUACCAAGGCAACAACCAGGUGUGCGUCUCACUCUACGGGGACGGGGCGGCCAAUCAGGGCCAGCUGUUUGAGUCCUUCAACAUGGCCGCCCUGUGGAAGCUGCCGUGCAUCUUCGUCUGCGAGAACAACAAGUACGGCAUGGGCACGUCGGUGGAGAGAGCUUCAGCCAGCACCGACUACUACAAGAGAGGAGACUACAUACCAGGAAUCAGAGUGGACGGGAUGGACGUCCUGUGUGUCAGAGAGGCCACCAGGUUUGCUGCAGACCACUGCAGGUCUGGAAAGGGUCCAAUCAUCAUGGAGCUGCAGACCUACCGUUACCAUGGACACAGCAUGAGUGACCCAGGCGUCAGCUACCGCACGCGGGACGAGAUCCAGGAAGUGCGCAGUAAGAGCGACCCCAUCAGCAUGCUGAAGGAGCGCAUGCUCAGCAACAACAUGGCGUCAGUGGAGGAGUUCAAGGAAAUGGACGUAGCAAUCCGUAAGGAGGUGGAGGAGGCGACUCAGUUCGCCACAUCGGACCCAGAGCCGCCGCUGGAGGAGCUCUGCAACCACAUCUUCAGCAACGACUCGCCGCUGGAGGUCCGUGGGACCAACGCCUGGGUCAAACUCAAGUCUGUCAGCUAGAGACACACACACACACUCGGUAGUAAAGGAAAGCCCCUCCAGCUGCACCGACUCCCUGACCUUUAACAGAAUUAACAUUCAGCGCCUCCUUCCUUUGAUUUUUGGAUCAUUGUGCACCUUCAUGGGACCUGAAACCUGUCAGUGUUAUUUAUUUAUAGUUUUGUGUGUGUGUGUGUGUG